CCGCUCGCGCAGGCGCAGAGGCCCUUCCGGGGGCGGGACGCGGCCCGGCGCCGCCCGGCCGGCGAUGCUACGGCUGGGCCGCGGGCUGAGGCGUCUCGGAGCGCGAGCGGGCGCGCGGGGCUCCGUUCGGCCUUCCGGCGCCGCGAUGCCCAAGAAGGCCGGGGCGGCGGGCAAGGGCAAGAGCCGGGGCGAGGAGCCCGAGCGGCCGCUCCCUCCCGCGGGCCCCGUGGCGGCCGGCCCGGGGGGUGCUGUCACCGUAGCCGUCCGGGCCAAACCCGGCUCCAGACACAACGCCGUCACGGAUGUGACGACCGACGCGGUGGGCGUGGCCGUCGCAGCCCCGCCCACCGAGGGAGAGGCCAACGCCGAGCUCUGCCGGUUCCUUUCCAAGGUCCUGGACCUCAGGAAGAGCGAUGUGGUUCUGGAGAAGGGUGGUAAAUCUCGCGAAAAGGUGGUGAAGCUUUUGGUCUCUACAACACCAGAAGAGAUCUUAGAGAAAUUGAAAAAGGAAGCUGAAAAAAAAUAAAAGCAAGACUGAGAGGUA
This is a messenger RNA of Dipodomys spectabilis (banner-tailed kangaroo rat), 544 nucleotides long. It is a transcript of the gene CUNH15orf40, whose product is annotated as chromosome unknown C15orf40 homolog. Bases 65 to 526 code for a protein of 153 amino acids. NCBI's taxonomy places the organism in Eukaryota, Metazoa, Chordata, Mammalia, Rodentia, Heteromyidae. Gene Ontology annotation, cellular component: cytoplasm. The transcript is spliced from 4 exons. The record is from RefSeq and is a predicted model, not a curated record.